Cyprinus carpio (common carp) is the source of this 1147-nucleotide messenger RNA. It is a transcript of the gene ca22h1orf53, whose product is annotated as chromosome A22 C1orf53 homolog. Lineage: Eukaryota; Metazoa; Chordata; Actinopteri; Cypriniformes; Cyprinidae. The record is from RefSeq and is a predicted model, not a curated record.
AAGCAUCUUGUACAUGACACAGAACAUGAAAAGCACAAUGAGGAAGAACACAGCGGUGAUUUUUAACAUUUAAUGAUAGCAGAGUGCGAAUAUAAUUAUAAAUAAUUAUAAGACAGCAACAGCUUUUUGUCAUGUAGGCAGUGGUUGUGUUAACUGUUUAUAACGUUUUACGCAACUUUUACUGUCAGAAGUUUGCAAGGAACGUCGUGACAGGACUUUUUAGUUUCUUUUUAGCAUGCAUUAUGCUGCUGCUCGGUUUAGUUAGACUUUUAACAUUAACGCGUUUUAAACGCAGUCCAACUAAUAUAAUAAUGUCAAAUGAGGCAUAUAAUACGAGGACGCCGCGUCUACAUUGCAGCGCACGAGAGAUCGAACCAAAUUCGAAUUCUGUCGAUAAAAACACACCCGCGUCACCUGACACGAGCACGCUUUCAGAUGAAGACAGAUUCAUUCAUAAACUCCAUCUGGACGCGUGCAAGAAUCAGAAAAGAACAUACGUUGACCCCAUAACCGGCUACAAUGUGUUUACUGAGUUUGCCCAUAGGAAAAGAGGAAGUUGUUGCGGGAGUGCCUGCAGACAUUGUCCGUACGGGCAAAUUAAUGUGGAGGAUCCUGCUAAGAAGAAAACGUUCAACUCUUUGUUUUAUGUAUAGCAGUAAAUGUUAAGAUCGGCUGAACAACUCAUUUUGUGUGCUCCUGUAUUGAAUUUGGACUUCAUUUAAUGCACAUUCUUCUUACACUCUGUUUAAAAUGAUGAAAUAUGCUACAGCAGAUGUGCAACCCACAAUCCAGGAAAUGGUUUGAAUCAUAUCUAUCCACUGUGAUUUGACUUACAGGAGUUUGUGUGCUCCUCUGUCCGAUGGAUUCCACAAGCGGGAAUUUUCGCUGUUGGAAUAUUCAUACGAUUACAGGCGAUCUUAAUUUUGACAGCUGUCAAUUCAGACUACAUGCUUCCUUCCUGGUAAAUGUUCGACCAAGAAAACACCAUGGAAAAUAAAGUCUUCUGGUAAAUGUGUUGAUGUUAAAUACAUAGGCUUCUUCUUUCUGUAUUUAAAAAAUGUUAACAGAAGUAUUUAUUAUUAUCAUUAUUAUUAUUUGUCAUUUAAACUAAUAAAAAACACCUUUUUAAAAGUUAUCAUUGAAUUGU